CUUUUUUUUAUAUAUUUUACAUGAAUAUUGAAGUAGCGGAUAAACUAGGACAGCUGAUAAAACAAAUCACAGAAACAGGCGAGUGGACACUGAAUCCCGAAAAAUUAAAGACAAUCAAGUCCUUUUGCAAGCGAUCUGAUGUAAAUGUUCAGAUCGCUUUUGAUUGGGUUAUGUUCCAACUGAAAAAGAAACAUGCUCAGAUUCGAUAUUCGGCUUUACAGUUGAUUGAACAAUUAUUUGACCGGUCAAAGUACUUUAGAGAUGCUCUAACAGAGGAUUUCCCGGUCUUUACUCAGCUAGUGAUAGGCAUUCAAGGUCGAAAACUUCCUCCACCAGCACAAGUCGCUACUAAAUUAAAAGAUUAUGGUAUUGCAUUAAUCAAAUCUUGGUACAUACGGUAUGGUGAGAAACAUCGUCAACUCAGCAUUGCAUAUGAUUUUUUGUUGGAUAACGGAUUCUUGGACCGAGAAGGAGGUUCUUUGUCUUCAAUCCAUGCAAAUGAUUACAACAAGUCAAAUAUAGAGGCACGGAGAAAAGCAAUUCAUGCAAGUCGAUUUGAACUCUUAAAAUCAGACAUAGACAAUCAUAUUGAAUUGAUCCGAGAUAAUUUGACCAAUAUGGAAGGAUGCUUUGAAAUAUUGAUUCCAAAAAAUGUGUUUGAAAAUGACGACCUUGAUUUUGAUGCUUUAUUAAGAGGUGAGGCAGCAAACACAACUGAGUCAGGAGCUGGUGAUACAUACAAGCAAAACAUUAUAUCCCAUGGCUUGGGCUCAAAUCGGUAUAAAAUCACAAUUGAUAUGUCCGAAGAAACCCUUAUGGACGAUGUGAAAGAAACAGAAGAUAAUAAAAUAGUAUUUGAUCAACUAAGGGAAGCCUAUACCUUGCUCGAGACAAAGCAACUGUCUCAUCUGAAUACGUGGAUCAAUGCACUUAUCAAAAUUGAGUUGGCUGAUAGAGUAGGAAAAGAAAAACUAGUCAAGGAACUCUUGAAACUGAAAGAAGCAGCGAAUGAGGCGAUACGUAAAUGCAAGCUUUUAGGGAUAGAGGUCUACCAACCAAAGCCAAAUUCUACAUCAAAAUUGCAAAUCAUUGAAGAUAAUGAUGAUGAUGAAUAUAUGGAUGAAUUAUUUGAAGAAGUAGAUAUUGAUACCGAAAAUAAAGAAUCAGCAAAAGACACGCUUAGCAGUUCAAAGCUACCACCUACACAACGUAUCUUUCCUUUAUCUUUUGAGCCAAGCAUGAUGGAAGAUGCUACGUAUAGUGGUCCACCUCCUAUUUUACCAGUUGAAUCAAGUAUAAACAAGGAGGACAAAGGAAAGACAAAACUGAAUACAGGAAAAGAAGAGUUGUUGAAGAGGGCACCUGUAGUUGAGUGGGGAGAUGAUUUGUAUUAUUGGGACAAAAAUCAUGUUCAAUUCAAUACAAGUGGCAUUGAAAGAGAUCAUAGAUUUAUGGGUAUUGGAGAAGGCACAAACGAAAUGCCUGAACAUCUUUUAGCAGAACUGAGAAAACGCCCUGUUUAUUACAAGUCAGAAGUGACGAAACCAUUACAGGCAUGUAAACAUCCACUACGUAACGGUGGCCUCUGUCCUCGUAAAGAUCUUGUAACAUGUCCUUUUCAUGGAAAAAUUAUCCCUCGCGAUGAUUUUGGUGUUCCGUUAAACAAAGAUGUACCCUCCAGCAGCACUUCUCUAAAUAAUCAUCAUGAUCAAGAUGAAGUGUAUGGUGUAUCAAGUAAACCUCCCGAUCAGCAAAUAAUGAAUAAUCUGUGGGAACUACUUGAAACCGAUAUAAUAAAUCAAUCAGGAACGAAAAAUGGCAAGAGAAGAGGAAAACAAAUAGAAAAGAAAAAAUCGGCAUUGAUAGAUAUUCGAAAGAAACCAAGUACACCACUUACUCGGCUAAACAGUAAAAUAAGUUCUUCUAAAUCCAGAAAGAUGGCACAAGAAGCAAUUGAAUAUGAGCGAGAAAUGAAAUCACGAAACAAGUCAGAAAAGUUUUAACUUGUCUAAUUGACGAAAAAGUCUUACUGAUAGCGUAUCCUUGAAAAUCGACGCAAUUCAUUGCAUAUCGCUCUUUAUAAUAGAGAAAGAUCUGAUGCAUAUUAUUUUCUAUAGCUUACAUUCAUAUGUAUUUACCAAAAUAAACAACUGUAAAAUAGGG
Molecule: messenger RNA, 2163 nt
Organism: Gilbertella persicaria
Lineage: Eukaryota; Fungi; Mucoromycota; Mucoromycetes; Mucorales; Choanephoraceae
Exons: 11
Coding region: 21-2003 (660 amino acids)
Biological process (GO): response to UV; transcription-coupled nucleotide-excision repair
Cellular component (GO): chromosome
Molecular function (GO): RNA polymerase II complex binding
Source: RefSeq, a predicted model, not a curated record